UCGUCGACACCUGCCGUGGAGCGCAGUGUAGAACGAACAGCGGCAGAGGCGACAUGAAGUUUCCUGCCUUUCUUCUCUUGGCCGCGUGCCUGGCCACGGCGGCCAACGGCCACAGCCACGACACCGAAAAUCCAUUACUCGAGGUGGCCAAGCAGCUGCUGGAGAACUCGCUGAACAAGGACGGCGGCCAGGGUGCGGCGGCCCUUGUGCAGGGCCUGGCCGGCAUGUUCGGCCAGCCCAAGGAGGGCGGCCAGGGGGCGGCCAGUUUGCUCGGCGGCCUCGGCAACCUGCUGGCCGCCACCCAGGGCGGCGGAGGCGGCCAGGCUGACCUGCUCGCGUCGCUGGCCGACGUCUUCGCCCAGCAAGCGGGCGGCGGCGCCGAAGACAACACCGUUGACGGCCACGAACAGGAGCAGCCGGGCUUCGACUGGGAGAGCAUGAUCGGCGUCGCCAGCUCCUUCAUGGCCCAGCAGAGUGGAGGCAACAACCAGGCCACCGAGGGCCUCCUCACGCUGCUGCCUCUUUUCAUGGGUGGUGGACAAAAUGGACAGCCGGGUGGUUUCGAGAAAAUCUGGUCGACUGUGACGCACGCGUGGGAGCACUUCCGGCAGUCGGAUGUGGCUGCCAGUCUGUGGCGCCAGAGCGGCCUCUCCAAGGUGGCUGAUCGCUUCAUGGACCAGGAGGGCCGCUUCGACGUCCAUCGUGUGUUUGAGUCGAUGAGCAACCACCAGUUCCGCCGCACCUGGAUCCGCAGCCUGACUUCCUUCUUCGCCGAAUGGCUGGCGCACAUCGCUGACCCCAAGUCGCAGUCCAGAUACGCGUCCAUCGCCAGAAAUCUGAUCGAUGGUGCAAUGAGGUCGCACGGUCUGGCCACAUUCGACCCAACGCGUCCGGGCCACUCGCUGGCUGCGCUCUCGAACGCACUUUUGAGGCGACACUUCAGCUCGUCCAUGGACACGACGCCGUACGUUAAGCCCGGCGUGGAGUACGUGUGGCAGUUGCUGCAGGUUGGCCGCACCACUUCGGAGGGACUUGGCCUGGCCAAAAUCCCGCCCAAGCAGAUCGAGGCGCGCAUGGCCGAGGCCCUCAACGGCGAGAUCAUCGAGCCGGUGCUGCGCGUGUGGCGUGCUUACCGCUUCGCACACGACAACUCCAAGUGCGGCCGCUACGUGCUGUGCCAGGCGGCCAAGGAGGCCAGGGAGAUGCCUGGUGUUGGAUUGAAGCCAGGAGUCACCAAGGUCGCAAGCUUGGUCGCUACCUGGUAUUUGGCUGACGACGCGCACACCUCUUUCUGGCAAUUGUACGCCGCCGCCAACGCCAGCAAGGAUUGUGAAGAUGUUUUCUUCAAGGGUUGCGACGAGUUCUUGGUGGUUGACAAGAGGGCCACUGUGAAGAAGUACGUCCACAACGAACUUUAAAGCCCGCGAGUGCAAUGUUGCGACUGUGUGAAUGCUAGAAGCGAGUGAAUCAAGUGCAAGAGCGCGCGAGGCUUCCCCCAUCCUUCACGUCAAGGGUGCUCUCCUGCAGAGGGAAGGGCCAAGCCGACCCACGUAUUUUUACCCUAACCGCGAAUAUUGAUCCCCAUUCCAUCGGCGCUGACAAAAUCAGAGGUGUCUCCAGAAUUCACGAACACCAGGAAAUACAGUCACGGAUUGAACUGUCUAAUUGCCAGUGUAUUUUCCUCAAAGCUGGAUGGGUCAAGUUUUUUUAAAGUCUGUUGUGUGCUGUUAAUAAAAUGAAAAUUUAUAUUAUAAAAA
Messenger RNA from Cloeon dipterum, 1757 nucleotides. RefSeq lists its product as uncharacterized. The transcript has 5 exons. The record is from RefSeq and is a predicted model, not a curated record. Lineage: Eukaryota; Metazoa; Arthropoda; Insecta; Ephemeroptera; Baetidae. The coding region runs from base 54 to 1418 and encodes 454 amino acids.